Effrenium voratum is the source of this 1329-nucleotide messenger RNA. NCBI's taxonomy places the organism in Eukaryota, Dinophyceae, Suessiales, Symbiodiniaceae. The record is from the annotation of a GenBank genome assembly.
AUGCACAGACAAAAGGAUCCUGAGAGUGAUGCCGGCCCGGAGUUGGACUGCCCGGGGUCAGACUCCUCUGAGACUGAAGACAGCAGCUCCUCCGACUCCGACAACUCCUCAUCAAGCGAAUCAGGCACGGAGGAGGCGAAGGGAGCAAGCUCUUCUGGCGAGGUGAAAAAGCUGCAAGAGCUGGAGCUGAAAGUUGAUAAGUGGGCGCAAGACCCUGGCGUGCAGCAGCUUGCUGCAGGGUCUUCGCGCGCGCUCUUCGCUUUUCCAUCCAUGCCAGAGGUGUCAGACGGGCCUGCUAGGAGAGGCGAAGCCAAUUCUCUAAGGCGAGUUGGGCAAAAGGUUGUCAUUGCCAGCAGCCAGGCCUCGGACCGCCGUCUAUGGCAAAACAUGAUUGCCGGCAACACCUGCUAUGUCGCGAAAGGUCAGUCUUUGAAGCCAGGUCAGAGGAGCCAGCUCUCCAGUUGCGCUGCGUACUUGUUCCUGGCCAGACAACUUCUGCAUGGUCUGCAGACACACGACGAGCUGUGGAAGACUGCCCUGCGCGAACUUGCCAGAGCCUUCGGACCAUACCUUUGGGGUCUUCAGCCAGGCGCUGUGCGACAUUUGGUGAAUCCGCCAGAGGAGAUGUUUGCACAGCCAUCUGAGCCAGAGCUGCAGGAGCAGUUCCUUGUGUUUCGCAAUGUGGCCGUCCGGAUUUCGAGCGCCGCCUGUGCGGCGGAGAAGUUCCAGAAGUCAGAGGUUCUCAAAUGGGAUGAGCAUCUGCAUAGUCUGAUCGUGCAGCAGAGUUACACGCAAGCCAGACAUUACUGGCAUGUGCUGAGGCUUUUUCACAGAUUGCACGUGUGGGGCUUUGCGUCAGAAGCAAUCUGCGAAUCAGCGGUUUCCAUCAUGCGCUACCUGGAGAAGAAGCACUCUGUCGGACGACCUCUGCGGACCGCUCCCUUGGUGGAGGCAGCGCUGCUUCGCUUCUACGGGGUGGACGGUCGGCCUGAGUCGUGGCCUUUCUUGCUGAAGGUCCUGUCAGAAUACUUCCGGAAGCGAGGCAAAGGGCAGCUGCGCUUCUUUGUCUCCCGCCGGACAACGGCGGCGCGCUCUGGUCUCGGGCCGAGCGCAGUGCUGCACAGGCACCGUCAGAAGGCGGAGUCCAUGACCAAGUCAUGGAUGAUGUCUCCAGUUGCAGUCAGGCCUUCCAAGCUGCUGUCCAAGGACGCUCUGAAAGCUUUGCGCCAGACUGAUGCCAGAGAGCCUGAUGACUUCUACGCUGCAUUGUGGGAUUGUGUUUUGCCGGCGUUGGCCAGCGCAGGAGUCAGAGUGGAGUUUGACGAGUGA